CCUUGCUCGCCUCACGCCUCUCGCGCCCCUCGCGCCUCCGGCGCCGCCGCGCGCUCCAGAUCAAUUGAACUUGGAAAACUGCUGAAGACAGAAGAUUCACAGAAAAAUCAAAAUGCCGAAGCCAAUCAAUGUAAGAGUAACUACCAUGGAUGCAGAGCUGGAAUUUGCUAUCCAGCCCAAUACAACUGGCAAACAACUAUUUGACCAGGUGGUGAAAACAGUUGGCCUGCGUGAAGUCUGGUUUUUUGGGCUACAAUAUGUCGAUAGUAAAGGCUAUUCAACAUGGCUAAAACUAAAUAAAAAGGUAACACAGCAAGAUGUAAGAAAAGAGAAUCCUCUGCAGUUCAAAUUUCGAGCUAAAUUCUUUCCUGAAGAUGUGUCUGAAGAACUAAUUCAAGAAAUAACACAGAGACUUUUCUUCCUACAAGUUAAAGAAGCAAUCUUAAAUGAUGAAAUAUAUUGCCCUCCUGAAACUGCUGUUCUUUUGGCUUCCUAUGCUGUCCAAUCUAAAUAUGGAGAUCAUAAUAAGGAAAUUCAUAAACCAGGCUACCUGGCUAAUGAUAGACUCUUACCUCAACGAGUGUUGGAACAGCACAAGCUGACAAAAGAACAGUGGGAAGAAAGAAUACAAAACUGGCAUGAAGAACACAGAGGGAUGUUAAGGGAAGAUUCAAUGAUGGAAUAUCUGAAGAUUGCGCAAGAUCUGGAAAUGUAUGGUGUCAACUAUUUUGAAAUAAAGAAUAAAAAAGGAACCGAAUUAUGGCUAGGUGUUGAUGCUUUGGGUCUGAACAUUUAUGAGCAUGAUGACAAGUUGACUCCUAAAAUUGGUUUUCCUUGGAGUGAAAUCAGAAAUAUUUCAUUUAAUGACAAAAAAUUUGUCAUAAAGCCAAUUGACAAAAAGGCACCUGAUUUUGUUUUUUAUGCACCUCGCCUGAGAAUCAAUAAACGAAUUUUGGCUUUGUGCAUGGGAAACCAUGAGCUCUACAUGAGAAGAAGAAAGCCUGAUACAAUUGAAGUACAACAGAUGAAGGCUCAGGCUAGAGAGGAGAAACAUCAGAAGCAACUGGAAAGGGCACAACUAGAAAAUGAAAAAAAGAAAAGGGAAAUAGCAGAAAAAGAAAAGGAGAGAAUAGAGAGAGAAAAGGAAGAACUGAUGGAACGUCUAAGACAAAUUGAAGAGCAAACAAUGAAAGCUCAGAAAGAACUAGAAGAACAGACUAGAAGAGCUCUAGAAUUGGACCAGGAACGGAAGCGAGCAAAAGAGGAAGCAGAACGGCUAGAGAAGGAACGUCGAGCUGCAGAGGAAGCCAAGGCUGCUCUAGCCAAGCAGGCAGCUGACCAGAUGAAAAAUCAAGAGCAGCUAGCAGCAGAACUUGCUGAAUUCACUGCCAAGAUAGCACUUCUAGAAGAAGCCAAGAAGAAAAAAGAAGAGGAAGCCUCAGAAUGGCAACACAAAGCUUUUGCAGCCCAAGAAGACUUGGAGAAGACCAAAGAAGAACUGAAAACUGUAAUGUCUGCCCCUCCUCCACCUCCUCCCCCACCAGUCAUUCCUCCAACAGAGAAUGAACAUGAUGAACAUGAUGAGAAUAAUUCUGAAGCUAGUGCUGAACUGUCUAAUGAUGGUGUUAUGAACCAUAGAAGUGAGGAAGAGCGUGUUACAGAAACACAGAAAAAUGAACGUGUGAAGAAGCAGUUACAGGCUUUAAGUUCAGAAUUAGCCCAAGCCAGAGAUGAAACAAAGAAAACACAAAAUGAUGUACUUCAUGCUGAGAAUGUUAAAGCAGGCCGUGAUAAGUACAAGACUCUACGGCAGAUUCGACAAGGCAAUACAAAACAGCGUAUUGAUGAAUUUGAAGCAAUGUGAGAGCUGUUAUUUUUGCAUAUAUGUUCUUCAUAAGCUGAACCACCAACAGAGAAAACAGGCCUUUGCAGAUUUGAUGGAUUGCAUCCCACCUUGCCAAAGUGCUUAUACCAGUUUGACUGCGGUGGUUAAAAAAGACAAAUUUAAGGGAAUCUAUUCAACAUUAAGGCAGUAUGACAUUAUGCUUAUUAUUUGUUUUCUUUUCUCUUUCUUUUUUGCUGAGGACUGAAGAAGCAUGUUCCAUUACCUGUCACAUUUUUCCAUUUUUUAUUUUCCCAUUUGAAGAUUUACACUAACAGUGACUGACAAAUGUGUUUGUUUGAUCUUAGCACUUUGAGAAUUUAAAAGAAUUCAUAAGUGGAACUUAUGGAUGUUGAGGUAGAACACUUCGUUUUCUCUUCUUUCUUUCAUAUUCCUUUUUUAUAUUUCAACAUGACCUUACUCAUCUAGUCACCCAUCUACCCACACUUUUCUUUUAAUGUCCUUUCUGCCAUACAUCUAAGAGUUUUGCCUUUAUAUAAAUCACUGACUUUAAAUCUUUUAUGAAUGAGGGUAGGAAGCAGGGUGGGGAGUCUUGGCCCAGUGUAUAGAGAAUGUAAACAAAUCAUAUAAAAGACCAUAUCUGAGUAGUGUGGUGUGCUGCUUUUUUUUUUUUUUUUUUUUUUUUGCCUUCUGAUUCACAAAGAUCUAGACAGCAAGACAGUAAUUCUAAAAGAGAACUUACAGAUAGAACACUAUCUGCAAGUAAUGCACUACUUAAAAGCUUGAACAAUAAUAAUAAUAUUCUUCAAAUAUAUGCCUUACUAUGAAGAGCAUAUAUUUACUCAUAAUUUAUUUGGAUUGACAAAAACCUGGGUCUUUCUGGCAAAGGGAGCAUUUGAAAACAUCAGUCUUAAAGAAGGAGGCAGUUGUAUACUACCUCACCACUAUAUACAUGAUUGGUCUUUCAAACAUCAUAUAAAACGAGUGUGGAACCCAUAAAUUUAAUAAUUCAUAGUGAUUCACAAAAAAAGAGGCUUCUUCAGAAAAAGAUUUUCUUUUUCUUCAGGAGAUUUUGUUUUGCUCAUUGUUUAACUGCCUUUUUGUUGAGUUAAAUUGUAAAAGUUUAUGAUUUGUAUUAAGCGUGUAAGCUCUCACUGGUAUAUUCUUACAGAGAGAGAGAGAGAGAGAGAGUGAGAGUGUGUGUGUGUGUGUGUGUGUGUAGUACUGUCCUUGAAUUAGAUGAAGAAAAUUUAUAGUUCAGUUUUUUGGCACAAUUAUUUCAUGAUCACUUAGGCGUACUUAGAAUCUGAAUCAUUAUGCUUGUUUUUGCAAAUCUGUUAAUGAGAAGACAUCAAUUGUUAAUCAUGUUUUAGUGUGUUAUAUUUAGUUUAUAUUAUUUCAGUUAUGUCCUUCUGAAAUCAUAAAAACUAACAUGGUCUAAAUUGUUUUUCUUCAUUGUAAAGUGCCCAUAUUUGGAGUUAAGGAAGAAAAAAAAAAGCCUUAUUUUUUCUGAGGGUGGUUCAGCUACCUUCCGUUUGGUAUUAUGCACUCAUACUUACAUUUAUCUACUAAUAUUGCCAUUUUAUUAAACAUCUUUCCAUGCACAGUAAGUUCAGUUUAUAUCUGAAAAGUUCUCUUGUGCUUUUUUUUUUUUUUUUAAUUUAUGCUGACUUCAAAAAAGGAAUAAUUUGGGCAGAUGUCAUGAUAAGGAAAAGUUGUAUUUAAUAUAUUUUAGCUUUAUGGGAUUGAAAGUAGAUGGUUAACUUUGAAAUGACUGGUAUGCAAGCAUGGUGCACAUGCUUCAAAAUUUUGCUUGGUAGAAGAGAGUGUUCCCUGCUACAGUAUGACUUGGAGCACUUCAAAAGAACAUUGAAUAGAUCCCAAGUUUGGUUCACUGAAGCAUAAGCAUUUAUCCAUUUUUCCAAAGUUUUGCCAUAGCAGGUGAAAUACUGUGCCUCCAGUGGAUUCUGGGUCUCCUUCCACCUUGAAAUAAAUACACCAACAUUGAUGUCAGCUAAAUGUCAAUGUUGAAAAAUUACUGGUGAUAGUUGCUGUUCAUCUGUGUUACAUAAAUUUGAAUUAAAAUGGAUAGACCUAAUCAAUUUAUAAAGCUGUCUGAAUUUUUCUAACAUAGGAACAACCAUUUGUAAUUUGGGUUUUUCAUAAUCAAAGCAGUGUAGAUUCUCACUCACCAUUGGGAGCACAUGCUCAUUCAGCCAUGUUAAGAAAACAUUAUUAAUCAUUUGAUAAAGUAAAUUUACCUUAUGCUUUUUGCCCUUAGUGAGAAUUUAGCAUCAUGAUUCUGUGUUGUUCAAUUAAACUACAAUUACAUCUACUAUUUUGGAUAACAUUCAUUGGUUAAAAAUAAAGAGAUUAAAAGUUCAUGCCUUCAAGGUCCACUGUUGUUAUUUAUUACUGAAAUCACACCUCUUUUUUUGACUUGGAAGUGAGGCCAGUGACUGAUUACUAGUUCUCAAUAGAUAAAUAGGCUCUUUUGACAACUAAACUAAAUCUGGCUGAAUUCCAGCCCUUGCUUUAUUGUAAAAUGUUUGGGCCCUUGUUGUGGAAGGUCAGUUUCAUUGUCAUUAACUCAUUUCAUUUAUUAAAGUAUAAAAACACUCUUUA
This is a messenger RNA of Sarcophilus harrisii (Tasmanian devil), 4468 nucleotides long. RefSeq names its product radixin (gene RDX). The coding region runs from base 113 to 1864 and encodes 583 amino acids. The transcript is spliced from 14 exons. Gene Ontology annotation, cellular component: microvillus; adherens junction; cytoskeleton. Gene Ontology annotation, biological process: positive regulation of early endosome to late endosome transport; positive regulation of protein localization to early endosome; regulation of cell shape. Lineage: Eukaryota; Metazoa; Chordata; Mammalia; Dasyuromorphia; Dasyuridae. Gene Ontology annotation, molecular function: actin binding; cell adhesion molecule binding. The record is from RefSeq and is a predicted model, not a curated record.